Messenger RNA from Nematostella vectensis (starlet sea anemone), 3790 nucleotides. Its product is annotated as signal peptide, CUB and EGF-like domain-containing protein 2. The record is from RefSeq and is a predicted model, not a curated record. Gene Ontology annotation, biological process: signal transduction. The transcript is spliced from 10 exons. Gene Ontology annotation, molecular function: calcium ion binding. Gene Ontology annotation, cellular component: cell surface. The coding region runs from base 463 to 2643 and encodes 726 amino acids. Lineage: Eukaryota; Metazoa; Cnidaria; Anthozoa; Actiniaria; Edwardsiidae.
CAGAGCAAAGAUCGCGACUUUAGACUCCAAGCGUCGCGCCAUCUCCAACCGAGCUCUCUCUUGUAGAUAUGCGGAGCGUAAAGCCAUCUCAGCUUACUGUUCUAAACACGGGCCUGUUCACAGGUAAUUAAGACUGAAGCUCCCUGCCCCGCAUGGACCAGCGCCAUUGCAGCCCGAGUUACGCGCAAUGGACUUGACGAUUUGCAGACUUGAGAGCGAGCGAUCAAGACGAAGCGCUCGGUUUGCGCCAGGCUGGUAGAGCGGGUAUAAUCAAAGAUUAAGAGACUGCACUGAACAAAGGCACGUCGACAACACAAACCAAGCCCUUAUCUAUACAAUCACAUUUCAUAAAUUCAUUAGCUUGUAACCCUUUGCUCUCCAACCAACCAUUUGAGACCAGCAUUUACGGGCAACAAUAUCGAGCUCUAGUUCAUUACCAGACAAGACCAAACAUACACAAUAAUGUGGUCAUUACGGACACACGGCACGGCGUACAUCUUACUUCUUCUAACGAACCAAGUUUUUCAGGGUCUAGGGAAGACGGACUUGGCCCUUGACUUAGAUAACGGACGUGUUUAUGGAGGAAACCCUUACAUAAAAAUCCUCGAUUCCCCCGGACCCUCUCAUAAGCAAAGAUGCUCUUCCCAGGCGCUUAUCCGCUUGGACUUCAGCGGCCCUUAUAAGAGAGUGAAGUUUGAAUUAUUCUAUGGCGCGGAACCGAAACAAUGGACGUUUUUGCUUUCCGAUUCUCCGGCUGCGUACGGGUUUGGUGGUGACCACAAGUACACCAGUAACUGUGCAUCAAUGCAGAUCUUCAACAAACAGUUACGAAUUUACAGCAACGUAUUGCCGAAUUACCGGAGACACAGCCUAAACGGCCAAUCCCUCAUGGAUGUUAUAGAUGAUGUGGUUAACAAAGGAACGAAUAUGACAGUCAACGCAAGCGAUGAGAUGCUUGCUUGGAAAACCAGAAGUGAGAACUGGACUGAAGGUGACAGAAUCCACAGCCCUUAUUUGUUCACACUGGCUGGACAACAAACCGACUACGGGCCGAGAGAAUAUUUUCUUUACGUUGCGUUCAACAGAGUUCCGUUAGGUGAAUUUCAUAAUGGUUCCGGUCUCUGCCAAGUUCGUAUUAACUUCAAAAGAAAACCAGAUAACAGCGUUUGCGCAAAGAUUCGCCACCUUUGCCAUAAGCACGCGGAUUGCAGAAAUACAGAUGCUGGCUACCGGUGCAUGUGCAAACCAGGCUUUGUCGGCAAUGGAGUCAGCUCGUGCAAAGAUUUGGAUGAGUGCGAGUUGAAUAAUGGUGAUUGCCAGCAAUCCUGCCAUAACUUGGAAGGAAGCUACAUCUGCAGAUGUAAUAGAGGAUACACACUGCUCCCUAACGGCCGAGACUGUACUGAGAGGAGCCCUGGAAGCAAUUUGAUCAGUCAGAGAAUUCGCUUGAGAUUCCAUGUGGGACAGUGCGCAAAACGCAAAUGGAGAAAGCUAUUUCUGGACGAGCUGAAAAGUAAACUUCUCAGUCGGCAGGUGUGUAAGUUCCCCUGCGCCAUCCACGGCUUGUCGCUCAAAUGCCGAUCAAGGAGAACUGAGAUGGUGGCUAACUUCGAGUUCAGACUUGACGAGAGUGUUAUCUUCACGUCUCGCUUGUGUAACAAUAGCUGCCUGCGAUGCGAGGUAGAGAAAGGACUGCAGAAGUUCAUAGCGGACUUGAGGCAGCUUGCUUCCAGUGAUAAGUUCAACGUGACCCUGUCGGGUCAGGUUUUUACGGUCAACGGAAAACCCAUAAAAGUACCACGACUGCGCAACGCCUGUCCUCAAGGAAGACGGCGCAAAAACAAAAGACUCGCUGGAUGCCAUCCUGGUAUGUACUUUGACAUCUUCCUGCGGAGAUGUGUCAAUUGCACACGAGGAUCCUUCCAGCCUCAACGCUCGGAGACCUUCUGCUUUCGCUGUCCUGGCAACAAGACGACGCUGUACUCUGGCGCACGUGACCUGUCUCAGUGUAGAGAAACAAAAUGCGGUGGAAACCUGACAUCAAUGUCAGGCGUCAUAACAUCCCCAAACUACCCCGACGCCUACCCUCGCUUCCUGGAAUGUACCUGGACAAUCCAUCCGCGAAGAGGGCGCAACAUCUUGCUUCUUAUUCCAAGUAUCUCGCUUCCGACCACGCCCGACUGCUCGGACUAUCUGACGAUGCGGGAGAGUUCGAGUCCUUACUCUGUGUUUACAUAUUACGCGUGUGAGUCCUUCGAUCAGCCCGUGGCGUUAGUGUCACGCUCCAAGAACCUCCAUAUCAAGUUUAAGUCGAGCCAGAACAGCAUGGCGGAGGGAUUCAAAAUAUUUUAUGUCACAUUUGAAGAGCGUUUCAGGAACAUUGUGAAACACAUCGUUGAAGACGGGGAGUUGUAUGCAAAUGAAACAAACAGACGACUGCUUCAGGAUGAGACUCUUGUGCGCCAAAUUCUGGACGUGAUAGUAGACCCAUCGAGCUUUGAAUAUUCAAUCAGCUCCAAUCGCUUACACAGCAAGAUUCCAAGUGGAUUGCUAAAGUUCAUUGAAAAUAAAGUGUACGACUUUUUCUCGAACGUCAGUCCUUACAGGAAAAAGCGAGCAACACAGAGAUCAACUUUCGUCUGAUUCGUUACCUGUUUGUAGUGUUCAAUUACAAGUAGUUGGCUCUGUCCUCAGUUAGGAGCUUAAUAGGACAAGUGAUCAUAGGAAACGAUCAAUAAACGACGGGCAUUAAAAGGGUAUUGGAAGCAGAAAGACAGAUCUAGGAACUGGAAUGUGUUUCCAAAUGACUUUAGUGGCCUUUAAGCCUUGGCACACUGUAAGCAGACAGAUGGGUAUUAUGAUACUUCCUAGAAUAAGUUAUAGGGGUCAGAGAUGACAAGAGAAUAAUAAGAGUAGAGAAAAUACAGAAUGGAGCUCUUCCUACAGCUUAUGAAAAGCCAAUUUUGAAGUUGAGUAUACUAGAAUUAUGUGAAUUUUACAAAGGGACUCAGUUUAGCUCGAUAGUGCUAGACAGUGAUUAGUUUGUAUGGAUUUUAUUGUUUUAAUACUGACAGAUAUAGAAUGGAUUCAACUGAGAUAAAGCCAGAAGUUGAUACUAAAUGAAAGACAUUUCCCUAAGUAAAACCACACAAAGGACACAUUUUCUUUUUUAAGAGUAGUAGACCUAGGCAAGACCCUCUGGGUCAACCAGUAAUCAUGGCUAAGAUAUCAGAUACCAUAAAGGCCUGUCAUGUUAAUUUUACUAAAUUAAAAUAAAUAGAUAAAUACUGUUAAGGAUUAAACUGCAAGUUUAUCACCCCCCCUCCCCCCAAAAAAGCAUUGUAUUUUUGUAGAAACAUUGGUUGAUAUACUUUAUCUAUGGGUCUGAUUCUGAGAGGCUGGGUUGUGUUCUAAUUAGGACACAAGCACAAUGCAAACAUUUGUUUCCAUUUUGAAAUGGGAAUGUAAGUGAACACAAUCUGGUUGAUGUCCUUGCAUUUUGUGCUUAACUGUAUCAUUAAGUGAGACAAGAUUUCUUUUACAUUUAUCUAGUACAUAUUAAGCAUGUUUACAGUUCUUAUGAGACCAUAUAAGGUUUAUUACAAAGUAGACCUUUUACAAUUUAUCAGACUUGAGCUUGUACAUAAAAUAAAGUUAAACAAAUACAAGAAAAAGCUUGCAAAAAAAAAACAAUGACUUCAUUUAUUGGGCACAACUUCUUAAUGCACUUGUGUAAUAUUGCCAACAGCCACACCCGCCACAAUUGUAAAUAAAUCUGCUUUGAUACCUA